ACCGACAUCGUGGCCUUACUGUUUCGUCGUUUUUCCUUUCCUAUUUCAUUGCUUUUGAGUGCUCGUCGUCCUUCUCGAUCCUCUCGUGGAUGAUGCUCCGCGCGCUGACUCUCUCUUCUUUCUUCACCAAUCCGCUGCCUUCUUCCUUCACACUGCUACACCACAUUCUGAAGUAUGGACCUUCCUUAUCCAGAUUUUACAUCUUUCAAAUGCUGUAUCCAGUCCUUUCUUUGAACAAGAUUACAUAUACUUUAUUUAUGUAUAAUGGACGAAACAGAAUUGUUUCAUACUUUUCUUCAAAUACAUCAACCUCAAUUAGAAUCUUCUGGGGUACCAAGAAUAUUCUGGCAAACUUUAUUUAAAAAACUUCAGUGUCAAACGUUUGAUUCUGGUUUGAUGUUUCAAUUGAUGAAAAUUGAUUAUGACAAUGAUAAGAAAGAUUUAAGAGAUCCUGUUUGGAAGCUCUUUGUUUCAUGUGAAAAAGGUAUUUCUGCUGAGGACUCAAAUAAUAUUUUUUUGAUAGAUCAUGCAUGGACAUAUGAUGUCAACAAUGCCAAGCAAAAUUUAUCAACUAUACCAGAUUUGUUAGAUCGUAUGUGUUCCUUAAUGGGUUUUGGUACUGAUGCAAAUAAAGAUGAAAAAAUAGAUUUUGUAUUAAACGAACUGUGGAGAUACAAUCAAUCUUUUUCUUUAAGUACUGGAUCAAUAGAAGAUAAAAUGCCAAUUUGGUAUAUUAUGGAUGAAGUUGGAUCAGCAAUAAAUCAUAGUGAUGAGCCCAACUUUAGAACAGUGCCAUUUUUAUAUUUACCAGAUGGUGUUACUUAUACUCUUUUGUUUCCUAUAGAAAAUGUUGAUUACGACAAAGAAGUCACGAGAGACUUUGUAGAAGGCCAAACAAUUAACAAAAGAAAUCGGAAAGCUUUAUUGUUACCUUGGAUAGAAACAUCAUUUAUCAAAGAAGAUUUUUUACAAGUAGAACCAGACGAACAUUAUUUUUUAGCAGGUCAUAUUCGUGAAAGUUUACCAGAAAUAAUAGACAUUAAAUGUCGAAAGCAUAAUGGUAUGAAAUUGAAAGUUUUUUCACAGUAUGCAUAUGUAAAUGAAUAUCUAGACGACCCUGGAUUUGAAAUUGUUACUAAUGAACAUCAGGCGGAUAUUUUGUGGUACACUUCACAUUUUAAGGAAUAUAAGGAACUGAGCGUUCGAUCGCCCCAUGUUUUUGUGAAUCAAUUUCCAUUUGAAAAUGUUCUGACUAUUAAAGAUUUAUUGUCGAUUGUAUGUAGACGAAAGGCGGGCGAAAAAUACUUCGCUCCUGAUACACUUGAAACUUAUCCAACGUGGCUACCAACUACUUUCAAUUUAAGUACAGAAUUAGUGCAAUUUGUUGCAUACUUUGAACAAAGACAAUCAAUGGGUUUAGAUAAUCAUUGGAUUUGUAAACCUUGGAAUCUUGCUAGAGGAUUAGACACACACAUUACAAAAAAUUUGUUCUAUAUUUUACGAUUGCCCAGCACAGGACCGAAGAUUGCACAAAAAUAUAUCACGAAUCCAGUUUUAUACAAAAGGCCGGAAAUUGGAAAAGUUAAGUUCGAUGUACGAUAUGUAGUAAUGCUUAAGCAUGUGAAACCUCUAAAAGUGUUUGCCUAUAAAAACUUUUUCUUGAGAUUUGCGAAUAAGGAAUUCGCUUUAAAUAAUUUCGACGUGUACGAACAACAUUUUACGGUUAUGAAUUAUUCAGAGGAUACGCCACUUUGUCACGUAAAGUGUGCGAACUUUAUUUUAGACUGGGAGAAGCAAUACCCCGACUUUUCAUGGAAAGAAUAUGUCGAGCCAAAAAUCUUUCACAUAUUCAAGGAGGUUUUCGAGGCUGCAAUCCAGGAAAAACCACCGAAAGGAAUUGCGGAAAGUCCACAAAGCAGGGCUGUAUACGCGAUCGAUUUGAUCCUCGAAUGGAAAGAGAAAACGAUACAGCCCGUCUUAUUGGAAAUUAAUUUCGCGCCUGAUUGUAAACGAGCUUGCGAAUAUUAUCCAAAUUUCUACAACGACAUAUUCAAAUGCUUGUUUUUGGACAUUGAUAAUCCCAAAGUAUUUCACGAUGUGUCCAAAGAACAGAAUUAAAUUUCCUCUAUAAUCGAUGUACGGUGGCCUAAGUGUAUGUUCGAACUAUAAAUAUGGAGAAACUAUUAACGGUCGUUUCGUGAUGAGCAUUGUGACCAAAUACAAUUAUUUAUUCAAAGCAGGCGAAUCUUGCAUUUCGUAUGCAGUAAUGAGCUGAAGUAGCUGACAGUAAAUCUGCAUACACGAACGUUAAGGGUAUAUUUGACGCAUAAAUAAUUUGUAUCUACCAUAACUUGACGCCACAACGGGAAGACUACUGUAGUACCUAAUGGAAUAAUAAACGAGAGGGCAAUUGGAACAGUUACACGACAGCUCACUUUGGUCAUCACGUACUCACGAGCGUAUAAUCAAUGCAGAAAGAAACGCAUAACGAUAAUGCCAAACUUUUUUUUUCAAACGAUAUCAUUCUUCCCCGGGAGAGCACGAUGAAUACGUAAUAAAAAUUGACAUAUCGAAAC
Molecule: messenger RNA, 2576 nt
Organism: Frieseomelitta varia
Lineage: Eukaryota; Metazoa; Arthropoda; Insecta; Hymenoptera; Apidae
Gene: TTLL12
Product: tubulin--tyrosine ligase-like protein 12
Exons: 2
Coding region: 265-2118 (617 amino acids)
Biological process (GO): protein modification process
Source: RefSeq, a predicted model, not a curated record